Molecule: messenger RNA, 399 nt
Organism: Penicillium brasilianum
Lineage: Eukaryota; Fungi; Ascomycota; Eurotiomycetes; Eurotiales; Aspergillaceae
Source: the annotation of a GenBank genome assembly
AUGUCCCCAGCCAGCAAGGAGAAAGACAUCAGCGAUGAUCCGAGCAAGGAUCCUAUGUGGUUUCUGAUAACCGUGAUUAUGAACACCGAGGCCAAGAAACUCGAAAAGAUUGACUGGGACAGCGUUGCUGAGAAGAUGGACAUAAAGACCAAAGGAGCCGCUAUGAAGCGGUACGAGCGAUUGCUGGGAACCUACGGGCUCACCACUUCCUACCUCGCCAAGCAGGGAGUUCAAUCUCCAGGCCCUGCCCAGGGCAAGGGUGCUGCUACUGGAGGUCCGAGCACACCGUCGAAGAAGUGUACACCCUCGAAGCGCAAGCGCGCAAACCUUGAGAAGGACGACGACGCUGAGAAUGACAAGGCCCCAGCGCCUCUGGAUGACGAGGCCGGUACCGAAUGA